Messenger RNA from Chrysochloris asiatica (Cape golden mole), 687 nucleotides. It is a transcript of the gene GRPEL2, whose product is annotated as GrpE-like 2, mitochondrial (E. coli). Gene Ontology annotation, cellular component: PAM complex, Tim23 associated import motor. Gene Ontology annotation, molecular function: protein homodimerization activity; adenyl-nucleotide exchange factor activity; protein-folding chaperone binding. NCBI's taxonomy places the organism in Eukaryota, Metazoa, Chordata, Mammalia, Afrosoricida, Chrysochloridae. The transcript has 4 exons. The coding region runs from base 10 to 687 and encodes 225 amino acids. The record is from RefSeq and is a predicted model, not a curated record. Gene Ontology annotation, biological process: protein import into mitochondrial matrix; protein folding.
GUCGGGAACAUGGCCGCACGGUCCUUGUGGGCGGUCCAGCGGCCAGUGCAGCGCCUCCUGGGCUCCAGUGCCGCGACCACUGGCAGGGCAUGGCUAAAUCCUUUCAGCACUGCUACCCAGAGGACUGCUGGUGAGGAUUGCAGCUCUGAAGACCCUUCUGAUGAACUUGUGCCCUCUCUGGCUGAACGAGCCUUAAGGGUAAAAGCUGUUAAACUGGAGAAGGAAGUCCAAGAUUUAACAGUGAGAUACCAGAGAGCUGUGGCUGAUUCUGAAAAUAUAAGGAGACAAACUCAGAGAUGUGUCGAAGAUGCCAAGAUAUUUGGAAUCCAGAGCUUCUGUAAGGACUUGGUGGAGGUGGCCGAUAUUCUGGAGAAGACUACAGAAUGCAUAUCUGGAGAAGCAGAACCUGGAGACCAAAAGCUCACUCUGGAGAAGGUCUUCCGGGGGUUGUCCCUUUUAGAAGCAAAGCUAAAAAGUGUAUUUGCAAAGCAUGGUCUGGAGAAGAUGACACCCAUUGGGGACAAUUAUGACCCUCAUGAGCAUGAACUUAUCUGUCAUGUGCCAGCUGGUGUUGGGGUACAGCCUGGCACUGUGGCAUUAGUAAGGCAAGAUGGCUACAAACUUCAGGGUCGCAUUAUUAGACUUGCCCGUGUGGAAGUGGCAGUUGAGUCCCAGAGAAGACUAUGA